AUGACUAGGGCUCUUAAAGCCAGAAACAAACAAGGUUUUAUAGAAGGUACUGAAUUAAAAGAUAAUAAGGAUGCAAUUAAAUCUCUAAAGUGGGACAGAGUUAAUGCUAUUGUAUGUUCUUGGAUUCUUAACUCACUUUCCGAAUCUAUUUACAUUGGGCAUGCUUGUUCUGAGUUUGCUUUAGAUGUUUGGAAUGAACUUUGUGAAACUUAUUUUAAGGCUGAUGGUUCUGUUGUUUUUAACAUUCAUCAACAAAUUAAUGGUCUCACACAAGGGAGCAUGUCUGUUUCAGAUUAUUUUAAUAAGUUGGAUGGUUUAUGGAAAGAGUUUGAUGGCUUAACAAAGUGUCCAGAUUGCACUUGUGAAGCAGCUACUCAUACUAAAAAUCAUUCAAAGCUCAUGAAACUUAUACAAUUUCUCAAUGGUCUUGAUGAUUCUUAUAACCCAGUUAAAAGUCAUAUUCUAAUAAUGGAACCUUUACCUGAUGUUAAAACUGCUUUUUCAAUUGUUUCUAGAGAAGAAUCUAAUCAGAAGCAUGGAAAUGUUUCUGUGUUAUCCACUAAAAUUCAAAAUUCUUCUGCUUUUGCUGGUAAAAUUACUGCUAACAAGAAAUUUAAAGGAAGAAAUCAGAAUUUAAUAUGUAAGAAUUGUGGGAUAAAGGGUCAUACUAUUGAGAAAUGUUAUAAGCUUAUUGGGUAUCCUAAGGAUUUUAAACCCAAGUUUGAGUUUAAUAAGUCACCAGCUGUGACUGGUACUUCUUCUCAUGUUAUUGAAAGUACAAAUACUAAUGCUUCAGUUGUUUCUUCUGAUAAGUAUGGUCAUCAUUUUUUAACAAGUGAUCAAUAUUCAAAGUUGAUGUCUCUUCUUCAUGAGAAAGAGUUGUCAGAAGGUGUAUCUGCUAAUGCUAAUAUGGCAGGAGCUAGUCAACAUAUGACUGCUACUGAUUCACAAUUUUCAGAUGUUGUGGAUGUUUCCAAACUAAAUCUAAGAGUUGAUCAUCCUAAUGGUUUAACUGCUAAAAUAGAUAAGAUUGGAAACAUCAUUCUUUCUGAUUCGAUUAGCAUGUCAGAUGUUUUUGUUAUACCUGAUUUUCAUGUUAAUCUUUUGUCUGUUCACAAGAUAUGUAAAGAAAAUAAGUGUAGAGUUGUUUUUGAUGAAAAUAACUGUUAUGUUCAGGAUUCACUGUCAAUGGAGACUGUGAUGACUGGUAAAGAAUCUGGAGGUCUUUAUUAUUUGGAAAAUCAGUUGUUAGGUAGGACAAAUUAUGUUGUUAAUUGUCAUAAAUGUUUUAUAUCAAGAUUAACCUGGCAUAAUAGGCUGGGACAUCCUGCUGAUAAAGCUCUAAGUACUUUAAAAUCAGUUUUAAAAUUUGAUAAUGAAUCAGUUAUGCCAUGUGAGAUGAUUUCACUAGAGCUACAUGGGUUUAUUUGA
Lactuca sativa (garden lettuce) is the source of this 1431-nucleotide messenger RNA. Lineage: Eukaryota; Viridiplantae; Streptophyta; Magnoliopsida; Asterales; Asteraceae. The record is from RefSeq and is a predicted model, not a curated record.